UGGUCCUCGUCUUGUCUUGUGCACCACCAAUCUGCCACCGUCGCUCCGCACGGCAAGGACAGAGUCCAAGCAUGGCGCCGCCGCCGUCGUGGAUCAUCCUGGGCAACGUGGCGCGGGUGUCGGGCACGGACGCCGGCGCGGACGACCUCCCGCCCGGCGCCGACCUCGCCCUCGCGCUCGCCGUCCCGCCGCGCGUCACCCUGCUCACCGUGCCCCAGCGAGUCUCGCCCGACCCGGACCAGUACCCCAUGGUCCUCUCCCUCGACCCCUCCGGCCUCAUCCUCCUCUCCACGCCGCCUCCUUCGUCGCCGCGCCCCGACGUCCAGAGCCUUUCCUCCUUGUCUGCCUCGAGCUCCGACGACUCCGACGGCGAGGAGGUCACGCUCAACAUCACCGACAUCGCGCCGCGCAAUCCCCCUCCCUCCUCGCCCCGGGUCUCCGACGGCGAGGACGAGGACGACUACGCGGUCACGCUCAACAUCACCGACAUCCCGCCCAACGGCUACUACGUCUGCAACCCCUCCUCCGCCACCGCCACCGCCACCGCCACCCGCCUCCCCGACUACGGCCGCGGCUUCCUCGACGACCGCUGCGCGGGCCUCAUCGCCUCCCCGUCGAGCCCCACCCACUACAUGGUCGUCGAGCUGCAGCCGCUCAACGGCAGCGACGAGGCCACCCUGCUCCGCUUCUCGUCCGCCACCGGCGAGUGGGAGGAGAAGGACGUGGCGUACCCCCCGUCGGGCGGGCUCUGGUGCAGCGACGCCGUGGUCGCCGCCGGCGGGAGGCUCUGCUGGGUGGACCUCUCCUGGGGCGUCCUCUCCUGCGACCCCUUCGCGGACGAGCCGGUCCUCGACUUCGGCGAGUUCCCCCAGGGCGGCAGGCUCCGGGACGGCCUCGGCUGCCUCCACUGCGCCGACAGGGAGCUCAGCACGCGCCGCUGCGCGCAGGUGAGCGCUGGCCGGUUCCGCCUGGUGGAGCUCUCCUGCGGUGACCACGGCUCUCGGCGCAGGGCCGUCGCGUUCCGGCCUUGGAUGAGGCUCCGGCAGAGCCUGUCCCGGAGCCACCGGAAGGCGCCUCGGAUCGUCAUGUGGACGCUGGCCGAUUCGGACGCCGGGGAGUGGAAGGUGGAGCACAGGGUGAACUUCGCGGACAUCUGGGCGGACGAGAGCUACAAGGAGACCGGCCUGCCCAAGAAAGCACCCGUGCUCGCGCUCGUCCACCCCAACAACCCGGAUGUCGUCUACUUCUUCCUCGGCAAGCACCUCUUCGGCGUCGAUCUGCGCGCCAGGAAGGUGGUGGAGUGUGAGGUCUACAAGCUGGUCGGACCGGGAAGGAAAGAUGUCUCCUCCGCCUGCGUCCGCGCAUGGGAGCUGCCGGCAGUGCUUCGUGCAGGUGUUCCUAGUGAGAAUGGCAGUUGUGUGAAUGAAGACUCUUCUGCUGUGCUAGCUAAUCAUAGCUGAUGAGAUGUAUGGCGGCCUUGUCUUACCAGGUAGAGGACGGAGCACAUCAAGUUAUUUCAGUCUGCAAGGUGGACAGGAUCAAUUAAUUAACAACCUCUAGACUUCGUAUUAUGCUCAAAAUGUUUAUUCCAUGUUUUUGACUGCCAUAAUGUGGUAUGUCGCAGACUUCACUACUUCAGGUGUACGUGUGUAACGAACUAACGAUCAGCAGGGUUAUCACUUACUCCCUAAGAAUUAUCUUGGAGUUGGUAGACAUUCUGCUUAUUUUGUGGAGAGAAGACAUUUAGCCUAUUUUCUUAUGAAAAGAAUUCUUCUGA
This is a messenger RNA of Lolium perenne, 1777 nucleotides long. RefSeq lists its product as uncharacterized. Lineage: Eukaryota; Viridiplantae; Streptophyta; Magnoliopsida; Poales; Poaceae. The record is from RefSeq and is a predicted model, not a curated record.